AUGAGUCGUGGAGGUGCAAAAUUCGUCACGCUACGCCAUUUCCCAGAAGAUCCCUGUUGGCAGCUGUUACCUGUCCCACUGACGCUUUCUCAGUUUGAAAAUCUCCCUUUAACCAAGUCCCAAUUCUUCAAAUGUGCUAUUGACUUUUUGGAACAACACCAUGGAGUCGUUUUCACUCGCGAUGGUCUCUUGAGAAUGGUUCUUGGGUUCUGGCGUCCUGGCGGAUUCACCUACAAAUUACAGUAUUUGACCAACAGUUCUGGUCAUCCUCACCCGGAGCAACUUUCAACUAACCCUUCGGAACUGUCUGACAGCAUUCCCUCUCUGGAUGUCGAUUUGAAAAAUUUCGUCUUGCAAGAAACUACGAAAGACAGGCUUAAUUUCUAUUUUCGACUUCCGGCUUCUGGUGUAUACUAUUUGACCAUUUAUGCCCAAGAACUUUCCAACCUUACGGUUGACCGAGAGAGUACCUUCCGUGCUGCCUGCGAAUACAAGAUAAUCUGUGAUAGACCGGCCGUGGAUAGUCAUCCGUAUCCAACUUGUCACGACGCAAAUUGGGGUCCUGCCUGGCCACAUGUUUACUACUACGCUUUGGAACCGAGCCACACCGAUGGUGUCAUCAGCGUGACAGCAAAAGAUGAGUGGAAUCGUGGAGUCAGUGGUAGUCGAACCCCACCACCGGUAUCUGUGGAUAUUCGUUUUGGAAAACAGCGUCCUGAGGUCAAUUUGCUAGCGAAACUGCAUCGUAACGGUGUACCUGAUGAAUUUUUAGACCAGUAUCAACGGGUUACUGAAACCAUGCUGGAAACAACAUUCCACGUCACUCUACCAGAGCCAGGCGAAUACGGGUUGGAGAUAUAUGCGAACGAGCCUGCUGAGGGUGAUACUUAUACCCAUAUGUGUCAAUACCUUGUGCAUUACGAGGCUCCUCCAGGAUGGGAUCCGACUCCUCGGUUGACCGCUUCUGGUGCUGACGCUGGUCCAUCUCCCGAGGCAAUCAAAGCACGGGGGUCUUCGGAGGCUACUGGAGAUAGGGCUUUUGGUCGUCUGGCUGCUGCUUCAAAGUGGCCUGUGGAUCUUUCUUCUCCCCUGCGAGAAAUGUAUGACUACGAGAUGCAUGCACCUUCUAUGGGAGUUCUACCAAGACCGUAUGCCGAGUCACAAUAUACGGAGCCCGCGAAAUACAGGAGUUCCCGUCACUUUUCACCUGCGCUCAAUGUUCCAUCGAACGGAGGAAGUCCUCGUCUCGCAUAUGUGUCACCUGAUUCUGGAUCAACCUCUCGCCACGUUCCCUCUGCUCAACGAGAGGAGGUUGCCGAUCUCUCCAGAUCAGUUGCUACGAUCCAUCUUUCUAAACCCCACACUGGCACCUCGAAACCCAACUGUGGACUUAUUUUUGGCCAAGAGCCAGGGACAAUCCAAACGCAGUCAGCUUCCGACCGGCCGGGGUUUGGACCCCAAGCGCUUCAUUAUGGACGAGUCGACUCACCUGGCCAGCACAGUGGCUCUUCUCAUCCCGAACUGGACUCCGGUUGCAACGGCAAUGGCAGCGUUCAAUAUAGCCAAGUGUCUCCUCCAGGCUCGGCAAUAUCCAGUGUGUCCACACAACGCCUACCUUUCUAUCGACAGCAAUAUGACCAGUUCAGUGCAACCCUUGGUGGAUCACCUGGCUAUGCACCUUCGGGGCAGUUCUAUCGACCGGAUCAAAGCACUGCAAACUGGAGUGCAGGUCCAAUCCAACAAGAACCACCCAAAGAAUUUUCGCUCCUUCCAAUUUCUACAGAGACUUAUGUGGAAAAGCCUCGACCACAAGACCUGCCAUCCAUUGGAGAUAAAUCAACGGUUCCUUUUGGUUCCUUUGAUGUUUUCCGUCGCCUUGACGAGCAUGCAGUUUCCAUAUCCCAGCAGCAACAGGAUAGUUUCAAGCAACUGAUUUGGCAGCUUAUCUACGCACGAAAUAUUACAGAUGAGCUGGAGAAGGUCCGGGUCAUAUUUCUAUGGUUGUGCACCAAGGAUUUGCAUAAAAUGAACUUUGACAACGUCAAGCCAGAUACUCCUGAAGAAAUUUUGAUGGGAAUACGAACAGGAAAAUCCACUUACGCACAAAUCUUUUACACCCUGUGCAGAUAUGCUGGUCUACACUGUAAACUACUCAUUGGAUAUGCAAAAGGAGCCGAAUAUGCACCAGGCAUGCAAUUCUCCGGACGACAAGGUCAACAUUCUUGGAAUGCCGUUCUUGUGGAUAAAGUCUGGCGCCUCGUUGAUUGUCAUUGGGCUGCCCGUAGACUGAUAGGGAAGCGACCAAGUCCAGAAAAUGAGUUCGAAAACCUCGCCCCCGUUAAGUCAGCUUUCUUCAAGUAUAACUUGGACCUAAUCACACAUCGAAAUGCCGUGAUUGUUUGUACAGACCCCGAGGUCUGUGUCGUGAUCGCGUUCCCUCCACAAGCGGAAAAGUAUUUGUCGUUUACUUUCGGGUUGUCAAUAGACAACAAGGAAGGCUCGGAGGAAUAUCGCGGUUUACCACUCACACGCUAUGGGCGGCAAGAAAUUUCCGUAGUGGAACAUAGGUCUCUCUUCUAUGUUCGCCCACCACGUCCUGGCGCAUACAAGUUGCUGAUAUAUGCGAAGCACCACCAAAACGGUCCUGCACACCAAGACAACGGGGCGUUCGACUAUAGCAGUGAUGCUAACUCCUCUAGUAUGUAUGGUGCUGUGUGCGAAUAUCGUCUAGUUGCCAAUUUCCAUCCAAACUGUUCACUACCGCCAUAUCCACCUUGUCAGUCCUCAAGCUACGGCCCAAACGAGUUGGCGAAAAACUAUCAAAUUCAAGCCAAACAGACGCAAUGCACACUCCGUGCAACUCGAGGCUGCUUAGAGAUACGAUUCGCACUGGGUUCUUCUUUGGGCCUUCCACCACCCCGAAUGAUGGGUCGAUUGCGAUGUACUCUGGUGCCUGACGAGGCGCUCACACGAAGUCUGCUACAGCGGAGUGUCAAUGGCAACCGAGAAGCUGUAUUCGCUGUGUUCCUGCCCGAGGCUGGUGAAUACGGCUUGGAAAUAUAUGCAAACAAUCCGGCGAAAGACGGAAACUCAUUCUACGUGGUAUGGCAAUACAUCAUUCUGUCGGAUAGCGAGUCCCCAGUACGUGGUUUGCCCACAAUCCCACCUGCCUACUUGGGCCCGAUGCCUCGGUUCGAUUCGAUGGGACUGUCCACUGUCAGUCAUCCGGAUCCAUUUAUUCAAGCCAACACGGGUGAACUAUGUAUUCAGCUGAAUCAGAACCCCGAUAUUCCUGUGAGAAUGAUGGCACAACUGAUUCACGCCAGCCAUGAUGUGUCUGAGGACUGUUCCCAGCAGAUCUUACAACAGAUGCGUGACAACCAGGUAUAUUUUGUUGUCCGUUUCCCCCAUCCGGGUUUCUUCAAGUUCCAGAUCUACGCCCUACCUUAUUCCGAGCCUGGUGAAUCUCUUCCGGGUGUGUUUAAUUAUCUUCUUGAGGCCACACAAGUUCAUCGAAACCGGUCCGGUCAAGUUAUGUGCUUCCCACAACAGUUCUCACAAUGGAAAGAGGGCUGCUAUCUUCAUUCACCACUAGACGGUAUCCUGUCACCGUCUGCACAACCUUCGGAUGUAAUCCCAUUUAAGUUGACUGUCCCAAAGGCAAUUGCGGUUGCUGUUGUGGUCGGCGACGAGUGGACUCACCUGAACAAAGUGGGUGAUCGAUGGGAAGGUCAAGUGUCGCUGAAACAACACUGGGGGCGUGAACAUCAGUUGGCUGUAUGUGCUAACUACAACACUGGCAAUGGGAACUAUGGCACCAUACUGGAAUAUCAAGUAGCCAGACGGUGAUGGUUUAAUAAACGAUUUUCCGAACACCAAGAUGCCUUGUACACCAAACAUAAACUGGCCUCGACUUCCAUCUGCCCCCAAAAUGCGUUCUAGUCACGCAUUUCUGCAAUCCGGCAACAUCUGUUUAAGAGGUUUUGCUCCCUUAGUGCUAGUCACCUUCAGCUGGAGGCACGCCGUAUCGGCACAGCCAAAUCGGAUUUCCAUUCAGGUUUGAUCCGUUUGUUGCCUUGUACCGCUAUCUUCAUUCCACUGGCGCUCCUCUCAGUACCAUUCAUCCCGAUACAGUAAGCUGACAUCCGUAUUUUGGCAACUCAAUGUUUCCUCAGUUGGCUGUUUGUUUCGGGCUGCGUGCGCGCCUUGGAUUAAAUUACACUUCGCUCUCCUCCUACCCGCAGUGCCUUGUCUCUCACUUCUCAAUGUAUUUCUGCUGCCCUCUCCUCCACUCCGCCUUUAUGCUGUUCGCACUGUUUUUCAGUUUGACCUGUUCUAUUUAUGACUUUAUUCAUUAGUCCUGUUCGCGAAAACCCGACGCCACCUGUUUUUGUAAGCUGGUUACGUCUGACCGUUGCAAUUUUUAGUAACGUUACUUGACCAACAUGAUUUAUUCUUCUCCUUCCUGCAAUUGCUCACUUAUGCUGUUUUUUGCAAUUAUCGUGUACUAUUGCCGUUCAUUACUCUUGCAGUUGUUUGUUUCUUUUCUUUCGAGUUUCGAUCGAGACAAAGAAACACAUUUUCCCG
This is a messenger RNA of Opisthorchis viverrini, 4587 nucleotides long. RefSeq lists its product as hypothetical. Bases 1 to 3849 code for a protein of 1282 amino acids. The transcript is spliced from 16 exons. The record is from RefSeq and is a predicted model, not a curated record. Lineage: Eukaryota; Metazoa; Platyhelminthes; Trematoda; Opisthorchiida; Opisthorchiidae.